CACAUUUGUGAAUAAACAGUAUUUGUUUAUUAUAUCUGGUUUUUUACCGUUUAUCACCUUGUUUGCUUAUAUGGAUGUUAGAUGGACAAAAAUUACUUACGAUUAAGCUUGUACCCUGCUAAGUAGCAUAGUGAAUGGUGAUUAAAGGAUAGUUUGGAUGCUACUGAAAAAGUAUUUGUCUCUAAACUAAGAGUUAGGAAAAGAAGCCCUUGAGAGGAUGACUGAUGACGAGUCGUUUGAAGGAGACGAUUGGGAUAGCCUGGAUGUGCAAGCGGUAGAUGAAAUUGAGCAUAAAUUACAAAACAACACCAUUGGAUUACAAGGGUAUUCAGUCGAUGAAUAUUUAGAGGUGAAUGAUCAGGAACCACAUCGAUUACAACACGAACUUGAUCGAGAUGCUGCUCAACAAUGGAUCUAUCCAAUCAACGUGUCAUUUCGGGAUUAUCAAUUCAACAUAGUCAAAAAAGCACUCUUUCAAAACGUUUUGGUUGCUUUGCCGACAGGCCUCGGAAAAACGUUUAUAGCUGCGACGGUGAUGAUGAAUUACUUUCGAUGGUUCCCCAAAAGUUAUGUUAUAUUUAUGGCUCCUACAAAACCAUUAGUGACUCAGCAAAUGGAAGCGUGUUAUAAAAUAACAGGAAUUCCACGAAAGAAAACGGCAGAAUUGAGUGGUCAAGUGCAGGUUGGUAUCCGAAAUCAGUACUAUCAAGAAAGAAAUGUAUUUUUUGUAACUCCUCAGACACUUUUAAACGAUAUAAAGCAUGGAAUUUGUGAUCGCACAAAAGUAUCAUGUUUGGUUAUUGAUGAGGCGCAUCGCAGUACUGGAAACUAUGCUUAUGUAGAGGUUGUUCGUCUGCUCUACUUUGGAAAUAAAAACUUUCGAAUCUUAGCGUUGAGCGCAACCCCGGGAAGUAAGAUUGAUACUAUCCAAAACGUUAUCGACUCCCUGCACAUUUCUUGCAUAGAAAUCCGUAAUGAAACUAGCAUCGAUAUCGCUCAGUAUGUACAUAAAAAGGAAGUGGAUAGAAUUCUAGUGGACUUAUCUCCGGACAUAAUAGACUUAAGGGAUCGCUUUGCGUCUCUUUUAGAACCAAUGCUGUUAAAGUUGAACCAAGGAAAUAAUUACCGAGUACAAAAUGCGAGAGACAUUAAUUCGUUUACUCUAGUACAAGCAAAACAAGCUUUUUUAGCUACUUCCGGGCAAAACUUUGCAAAUAACCAACGUUGGGACAUUUUAAAUACAUUUGACGCACUUGCUACCUUUGCGUAUCCUCUUAAUUUACUAAUGAAUCAUGGUGUCAGGCCCUUUUGCGAAAAGCUUCAAGAAAUUGAAGAAGAAUGUUCCACAGGGCGAGCAGGUUAUAAAAGAAGGAUUUUGUCGAAUCCCGAAUUUAAAUCUUUAAUAGUCGAUACUAAAAAUUUGCUUCAGAAUAAUGAUUUUUAUGGGCAUCCGAAGCUUGAACACCUGCAAGAAAUUGUAGUAAAUCACUUUGACGUGGGAAGUAAAGACAAUGGAAACACCAGAAUUAUGAUUUUUGUCGAGAUUCGAUCCAGUGCCGAAGAAAUAUUUCGAAUACUAAGUCGGCACUAUCCUAUUGUAAGGCCGGCAAUUUUCGUUGGUCAGUCUUCAGUUCGAAAGACCACAGGAAUGUCUCAAAAAACACAAAAUGAAACAGUGAAACAAUUCCAGAAAGGUGAUUUUAAUACACUGAUAGCUACUUCUAUAGGUGAAGAAGGUUUGGAUAUUGGAGAAGUCGACAUGAUUAUUUGCUACGAUGCCUCUUCGUCACCAAUUCGAAUGCUGCAGCGGAUGGGUAGAACUGGUAGAAAGCGUAAUGGUUAUAUUUACAUGCUCUUAACACGAGGAAAAGAAGAAGCGAAAUGGGAGCGUGCCAAAGAUGCUCAUAAAAAAAUUCAAGAUAAUAUUAUUAAUGGAAGGGGGCUCGUUUUGUCCGAUAAAAAUCAUAGAAUUCUUCCCAAAGAGAUUCAGCCUGUGUGCGAAAAAAAGGUUGUGGAGAUUCCAAAAGAAAAUGUUGCUCCUCUUGUGAGUUCAAAUGAAAAACAAAAAGCAAAAGCGAAAAAGAAGUUUUUUAUGCCAGAAAAUGCAUUGCACGGUUUUGUACAAGUAUCAAGUCUUACAAAGCCUAAACGUUCGUCUACUGUUGAAGAAGCUUUUGAAAUUUCUGAAGAUGAUCUUUCUCCCAAACAUGAUGAACAAUUAUUAUAUUAUAGACAAGUUCCAAAGAGGACGAUAGAUAUACAUAAAGGACGAGAUUUUAAAAACAUGAAUACGACGGGCCGGGUCCCCCAUUCCUUGGCUUUGAAAUGCAUACAAUCAUCUUUGAAUAAUAUGAGUCGGCACAAAGAUUCCUCGAUAACUUAUAAAUGGAAAGAUAUAUAUCAACAGAGUCUGAAAGAAGAAACCAUGAAUGAUUCUUCUCAUAAGAAACCGAAGAUGAAUGAUAUAAAGCAACAUUUGAAUGCUAGCUUAGCAAGAGAAUCUAGACUUUUGUCAAAAGAAAGAUUAGAACACCGAAAAUUACACCAAUUGGAUAACGAUGUUAACGCGGCAACUACAGACGAAAACCUAGAGAAAGAUCUUCCAAAUUUAAACCUUACAUCCUCCCAAAAUUAUAGAAAUAGAGAUACCGGUUCUUAUACGGAUAGACAACAUCGCCUUCAGCAGUUAGUGGAAAGGCGUAAGCGAUCCAAAGGAAUGUGGGUAUAGAAGGGAACAGAAUCAUUCAUUUAUUUUAUUUAUUUUUACUUUAAUUACAAAUUUUUAAUUUUAUAAUCCAAUUCAAAGAGAUAGUCAUAGCAUUCCAUUUGUGUUUUCGACUUUUCCCAUGUGGAUCCCCAACUUAUUGCUCCAUAACCGCGAAUAAGAAUUGCAUUGGUUUCUGGAUAUUCUUCAAGCGUUUCUUUAAUACUUUCAAAAAUUCCUUCAAGGGUGUCAUUGUGUAUUACUAGUUUAGAACAAUCGUUAGUAUCGAUACUUCAGCGGCACAUUAACAAACUUACUUGGAACUUUCAGAGAGUCAAAACAACAAAGAUAACCAUUGCUAGGUUGUCCCUUGGGAAUUCCUUUAAUCAUCUCUUUCGAUUGAGUAUGAAAGUCUUUUCCGUUGUAAAGAGAAGCACCAAGGGCAGCAAGAGAAGUGGAUAAAAUACAAGCCACAGCGUUCCUUUUCCUGUUUUAUUUCUUAGAAAUAUAUUCAUAACAUUAACUUACUCUAAGAUGUAGGCAAAAACCUUAGACCACACAACAUCGGUAUUCUUGGAAGAAUCGCUAAGCGAUUGUUAGUCAAAUACAGCCCUUAAGCAAUUUAAAGGAUAAUAGUUUUUAACCUAUAGUUGAAACAAACCUUAAAGAGAAUUGGGCAAGGUCUCCUUCCUGUAGCAUGUCUCUUUGAAUACGGUCUUUAGCACAGACUACUUGAUCGCUGGAAACGAGUCAGUAAGUAAAAAUUUAUAAAAUUGUGAUAUUACCAAUUUCUUAGACAAAAGUUUCCGCUAUGUACAGUUAGUUACGAGUAUUAUAGUUUUAACAAAGGCGCUUACCUCCCAAACCUCAUCCAUCCUUGUCUAUAAAAAUGAGGAAUCAGUUCCAAAACCAAAUCUUUUUCUUUUUGUUGGAUCAUUGCAAUGGUAUUCAGAUCUAUUCCUUACAACGGAAAUCAAUCCCUUUUUCUAUAAGUGAAAGAGGUGGUCCACUACCCUG
Schizosaccharomyces cryophilus OY26 is the source of this 3721-nucleotide messenger RNA. RefSeq names its product ATP-dependent DNA helicase. Gene Ontology annotation, biological process: interstrand cross-link repair; double-strand break repair via synthesis-dependent strand annealing; replication fork reversal. Bases 218 to 2728 code for a protein of 836 amino acids. The transcript has 2 exons. The record is from RefSeq and is a predicted model, not a curated record. NCBI's taxonomy places the organism in Eukaryota, Fungi, Ascomycota, Schizosaccharomycetes, Schizosaccharomycetales, Schizosaccharomycetaceae. Gene Ontology annotation, molecular function: hydrolase activity; 3'-5' DNA helicase activity; four-way junction helicase activity.